AUGAAUUUGGAGAUUUCUAUAAGAUUAGAUAAUAACGAAAAACAGCCCUUUUGCUUUGUAUCGGAUUUUGUCGAGGGAGAAUCUUUGAGAAAAUUUUUACAAAAGUAUGGUCCUAUAGCGGAGAGUAAAGCAAAAGUGUUUGCCGCCCAAGUGGCCUCUGCUAUUAUGUAUAUUCAUAAGAAUGGUAAUUAUUUGCUAAAUAAUACCCAGAGAUAUCAGUGCGAAAUCAUUAUGUUAGAUGUGUACAAAGGUGCACAAGUAAUUAAUUUCGGUCUGUCCACAUACGAACGAAACUCAGCAAAGUUUCGUGGAACUUUGUCAUUUCUAUGUCCGGAAAUUCUGCAGAGGAAGCCUUACGAUUUCUACUGUGACUGGUUGGCUUUCGCCAUCGUAUUAUUUCAAGCGUUGGUUGGAACAACACCUCUGCAGAUUUAUGUCGAAGAAGCAUUUAAUAUUGAUAAUGUGUAUUUAUUGCCCCGUUACUACUGGAUAAGAGUUGCUGUAGCAGUUGUAGAUGCGCAGGUGUCGUAUCCCGCUACAAUAUCGGAUGACGCCAGAUAUUUUAUUAACGACUUAUUGCAAAAGGACUCGUACAGACGUCCUCUUGAAACAGAUAUUUUGAAACACAAGUAUUUUAAUAAAGUGCCUUGGGCCUUAAUUAGAAUGGCCAAAAGUGCAAAAACGACAGAUGGAAAAACAACAGAAAUAGUUCCAGUAACGCAAAGUGGCUCCAUCUUAGUCACAGAAUUACCAGAAAUAAUGUUUUAUAUAUUUCAGUACUUAGACGAUAGAAACUUAGAUAUAUGCAGCCAAGUGUGUAGCCAAUGGAGAGAUAUCAUCGAACACAUGAUGAGUCACAGAGUAACAAUGAUCUCAAGGAUUCUUCAUCAAGUUAUAUUAACCAUCACGUUUUAA
Molecule: messenger RNA, 915 nt
Organism: Centruroides sculpturatus (bark scorpion)
Lineage: Eukaryota; Metazoa; Arthropoda; Arachnida; Scorpiones; Buthidae
Product: serine/threonine-protein kinase Sgk1-like
Exons: 9
Coding region: 1-915 (304 amino acids)
Biological process (GO): intracellular signal transduction; peptidyl-serine phosphorylation
Molecular function (GO): protein binding; ATP binding; protein serine/threonine kinase activity
Source: RefSeq, a predicted model, not a curated record